AUGAAAAUAAAUCAAAAUUUGCUUAUUAUCAAAAUAUUAUUUGCUUUCAUAAGGUGCUAAACCUAAACCACAUCCUCUAAUUCUGAUAAUAGUAACAAUAAUAGCGAUAAUAAUUCUACAAAAAUAACUGUGAUAGUAUUUUUUACAGUCAUUGGAUCCAUAGGAGUUAUACUUGCAGUCCUUAAGAAAUGCCAUAAAAUAAGAUAAUAACGAUAAAAUUAAGAAAAAGGAGCUUAAAAUAACUAAUUUAAUGAGUGUAUGGCAAAUUAAAACAGAUAGCAAAUGCCCUAAGUAUAAAUGAAUCAACAAAUGUACUACAAUAAUUAACCAUUUAUAAUGACUUCAUUGCCAACUUAAUCUAGUGAUUAAGAUUAGUUAUAGAAUAAUUAUCUAUUAAAUUAUCCAAAUUAACAAUAAGUUGAUACCGCUACUAAGCAGUAAAUGUUUAUUGCCCCUUAGCCUCAAUAGUAAAUACCUGGGAUAUAUUAACCAUAAUUAGGAGUUAUGUAACCACAAUAACAGCCUGUAAUGGGAGUUCCUUAAUAUCUUUAGAAUCCUAUUACUGAUAAAAACCAAUAAACUACAUAUCUUUGA
Messenger RNA from Tetrahymena thermophila SB210, 594 nucleotides. Its product is annotated as transmembrane protein, putative. Lineage: Eukaryota; Ciliophora; Oligohymenophorea; Hymenostomatida; Tetrahymenidae. The transcript has a single exon. The record is from RefSeq and is a predicted model, not a curated record.